This is a messenger RNA of Mesorhabditis belari, 513 nucleotides long. Lineage: Eukaryota; Metazoa; Nematoda; Chromadorea; Rhabditida; Rhabditidae. The record is from the annotation of a GenBank genome assembly.
AUGAUUCUAUUAACAUUGAUUGGAUUUGCUUUUGUCAGCUCCGCUUUCUCUCAGUGCUCGUACAGUCGGGAAAACGUGGAAGCGCGAUGGAGGGUAGAAGACGGGAAUGUUGUGAUCGAUUUCGAGAACUCUCAGCUCAACAAUUUGGAAUUUACCGGCAUCGCUUUCGGUGAUUCAAUGUACAAUCUCGAGUUCAUUCUCUUCAAAAUCGCUGAUGGAGAGGCGUCGGUGGUGACAGGUGCUACAAAUGGCUACGGUCCACCAGAAAUCAUCGAUUCAACUCCAUCUGUCAAUGUUGAAUCACUGCGAUAUAAUGAUGGCCAUUUGAAAGCGCGAGUGUCACGCCCGAUUGGAUCAAAUGGACCCCGAAAGGCCAGCCUUGAGGGACAAGUGAAUUGGAAUUUCGUUACGGUCGGUGACAUCGAGGUGGGCGAUCGGGGACGGGGAAUGGAGCAGAUCAUCGCCGCACACAGGAGUCUCCCGGCUAGGAUCUCGGUGGAUCUGAGCAAUUGU